GGAAGAUGAAAUAAUUAAACCCAAAGGAUGUGAAACACGAAAUAUGGAACGAUUAAGUGCAUUUUCCAAACCAGAAUGAUGUCAAAUAGCCUAUUGAAUUUACCCGGCGCGGGAACAGUACCAUUCCUGGUGCGACAUUUGGUGCUCCGAAAAUUAGCGCAGCAUUAACUUUUAACUAGUCAACAACAACAACAAACAUCGGGGAAAUCAUGAAACAUGUCGCUGCCAAAUCAACCUCGUGACUUUAAUUUUCCUAAGAGAUCAUUUGGUCAGAAAAAUCCUGAGAAGCGUUCCUUCAAUGAUUAGUGGUUUAAGCUACAUCCAUGGAUUUAUUAUGACGAGGUCUGCUCGUAAUGUGCAUAAGGACCCGCCAUUAUAUCAUGUUAGUGCGUAUGUCACUGGUGGAUUGCAAGCAGUUUUUAAACAGAUUCGAGCUGGCAAGAAACCUUCAGAACCAUCGGCAAAACACAAGAAGCGUGACCAGUUCCGACCGGUAGAUGGACAGAUUCUCUCACGGCGAUACCGCUUGACCGACAAGCUAUCUACACAAGGCCAGUUCGCUGUCAUCGUGGGAGCCAAGGAUGUGUUUUGUGAGGACAGGCCGGUGAUAAUAAAAGUGAUGCACCAGUCGUUUUAUAACAUCGGACUGCAGGAGAGACAUUGUCUGUGGAGACUGGCUGUGGCUGAUCCGUGUCACUUCUCUCACACGGUGCAUCUUCUGAAUACCUUUACGUUUGAUGGACAUUUUUGUUUAGUGUUUGAAUUUCUUCACCCUACUCCAAUAACUGGUGUCUUUGAAGAAUAUAAUCUGCCAAACUGUCAGUUAAUUGAGAAGAUCAGGAAGGUUGCGUUCCAAUUACUAAAGGUUCUAGGUUUUCUUCAACGGCAGAACACCAUUCACGCAGACAUCAAACCUGAGAACAUUCUUCUUAAGGAUGUGCACGAUGUCGGUUCGUUGAAGGUGAUCGACUUUGGAAAUGCCAUUCACCACAUCCACAAAGAGGUUUCCUUGUACUACCAUGACUUUGAGCUGCAAACUCUGCUGUACAGAGCCCCAGAGGUGAUGUUUGGAAUCCCGUUUGGGACGGAGGUGGACAUGUGGUCUCUUGGAUGUGUUCUGGCCGAGCUCUAUCUCGGAGAGAGUCUGUUCAGUGGAACAACUAAAGAUGAAUUGCUGCACAGUAUGACUAAACUACUGGGCCGGUUUCCAGUGAAUGUUUUCCGGCGUGGAAAGUUUUUUGAAAACCAUCAGACAGUAACUUCCAAAAUACCACAACCUGACACAACAAUCUGUGUGAUGCAACACUUACGAGACAGUCGAAACUAUGCAUUUGCGAACUUCUUGGCAGAAUUGUUAAGAUACAAUCCAGAUGAAAGGUUGACACCCACUCAGGCUCUUCGUCACUCCUUCUUGGCUCCAGAAUUCUCACUGGGCUAUUUUAUACCAAGUGCUCAUAGCUUGCCUAAUUGUAUCGACAUAAAUCCAAGGUCUUACAGAUUAGCUCCCAAGAUACCAGCAGAACUAAAACGUCAGAAUCCAUCAACAUUUGACUUGCUUAAGAUGGGCACUCAAUUCAGUGAAUCAAAUCAAGUACCUUGCAAUAAAAUUGCCAAAGUUUGCCCGUUUGAACCCAACACUUCGGAAAUGCAAAGUCCUAGAGUGGAACUAAAAACUGUGUUGUCUUCAUCUAGGACUGAUGUUAGUACACAACAUCCUGCUGGAUCCAGUAAUGACUUGAUUGACGGGGUAGUAGAGCAAUCUUACAAACAGAAGGACUCCGGUGGUUUAGACAUCUUGGAGACGUUGGCAGAAAAUCAGGUCAGCGUAAAAUCCAAAAACAAGCAAGUGAAUUCUGAACUGAAGAAGAGUGAAACGGAUCAUUCUGACUCCAACAUUUGUUUGAAUUCCACAAAGCUACAGAAUCUUAUGGCCAUGAUCACGGUAGAACAGGAGAGGGUGGAAGACUUGAUGGAUGGCAAAGAGAAACGAGAGAGAACUCAUUUUAAUGCAGGUGUAAAACAAACACACGUGAAAUCAUCAUUCAGUUUUGUUAGGGAAAACCGGAGAAGGAAAAAACCAGUUGUGAAUAGCACAAACUUUCUUUGUGAAUACGCAUCAAGUAGUUCUGAAUCUGAUCAUGAUGACUGCUCGGUUAUAGAAAUUACAGCACAAGAGAAAGAGCUGGCAAAAAAAUUCUGUUUGUCUAACUCUUUUUCACAAGAUAGCAUCACUAACAACAAGCCGAUUCUGCCAUCAUAUGCAACAGACUCAACCAAUAAGCUAAAAAAUGAAUCGGUACCGAUAUAUUCUGUCGGUGAAAUCUUUCCAUCUCCGUCAAAAAAAUCUUUGUCUGAAAAUAACGAAUCCACAAAAAAUAAAGUGUCAAAAAGCAACUCAAAGCUAAUCAAAUCAGGACUUGAUCAUGUUGACAAUACUGAUAGUGAAGUUAAAGUCUUGGGUAAUUUUAGAUGUAUUAGUUUACACAAACAAAACUCAAACAGAAAACCGUUAAUUUCUCAUUCUAGACGGACAAGAACAGCAAAACGAAAGUUAAUGUUUACGAAAGCUUUUCAUAUGGCUAAGUGUGAAAACAAAGCAAAUACUGUAAAAGGUUUGAGGUUGUGGAAUGAGAAAUACAACAAUGCCAAGAAAAAACAGAUGAAGAAAAAGAACACCAGGACCAGUCUAGACAAGAUGAAUUCUGAACAAACAGACACCAAGGUAGUAGAGGAUGAUCCUUUUGAGUUUACGGUGACACCUUUGAAGAGUUCUAAAGCAAUACAGAAAGCAGCUACCACAGAGGGGAAGAAACCUGUAAAAUCCAGGAGGAAAUCUCAAAAUACUGUUUCAAAAGUGUGUAGGAAUGUUGUAUCUCUUCAAAAGGAGAAAGCUAAUAACAAGAAGUCGACAAGUAAUGACCUAGGCAGCACACUUGCGAAAAGUCCUGUUUCUAAAGUCACAAGGGUGGAAAAUCUUGACCGUGUUUUCAAAAAAUACAAUAAAAUGAAAGAUAUUUCACCAAUUAGUGCUACAGCAGUACGCGAGUACACACCACGGAGUGAAGCUAAGAGGAGGAGUUUGUUUUCUGAAUCUGGUGUUCAUUCAGCACACUCUCCUUGUAAAAGAAAAUGUGUACAAAAACAGCACAAGGAAGAAACAGCAUUAGACAGUCCUGGAAAUCAGUCACAACACGUCUCUUUGAAUUCUACAGAACAGAAUCCAAAACGACCAAGAAAAGUACCAGAUUCCAAUGUAAUCUCAGAUAGACUUACUCCUGUAGUGAAUGAAAUUACAGACGUGCACUUGCCAUCUUCCCCAAGCAGUGUGCAUAAACAAAUGAAAACCAUUCAGCAAAGAACUCUUUGUGAGGAUGAACAUUCAUUACUUACUACAAUUAGAUCUCUAUCUAGUGUAAAGACAAGACAUAAAAUUGUUUUGCAGAUGGUAAAAAGCAGAGUGACUGAAUCAGUUAAACAGAUGUCGGACAGACAAAACUCAACCCACAGUGAUACUGACAUGUCUAAUGAAAAGGCUGAAAGUACAUCAUGUGAGAAAAACACAAAUUUACCAGAAGAUGAUGACGAUAUCAUUUUGCUGGAAGUUUAGUGAAUGCUGAUGUCCAGCCAAAUAGGAAAAGGAAAAACAAUAUUUUCUCUGAAAAGGGGACAGUGAUUAUAAUGAAAUAAUAAUGUGUACAUACGUGUGAAAAUAUAUUCUUGUCAGACUCCUGGAGCAAUUGGAAUUUAACAGUCAGACAAGCGGUGUGCAAGAUAUAACUUGCCUGUGGCAUUCAGCAGAGCAAGAGUUGUUUUAGUUGUUCAGUAGUUCAGUUCCCCCAAAACAUUAGAAACACCAUGUACUGUGGCAUAACCAUAUACAUUAUGUUACAAUUACAUAUAUGUGGUACAGCAUAUCUGGAUUUUACAUAUUUGAGGCUUGUACUGAGAGGCCAUUUAAAUGUAAUUGUGUAAUUAUCUUGGUGUUUAUUUAAAACAUUAAACACUAAUGCUGGUGAAUAAUUAAAUUUAAUAGUUUUGUCAGUAUAAACCACCAUAUAAGAUUUAUCAAUGAAAUCUAUCAUGGUCAAAUCAAUUACUUCAUUGGGGAUCUUCUUGGGGUGGGAUGUGGGAAAGUAGCCGCUCAAUGGAAUCCGAUUAGGUGAUGGGGUGUCAUUGUCUCAACCAGUGCCCCACAACUGGUACAUUAAAGGCCUUGGUAUGUACCGUCAAAUUAUGGGUGGAAAAAAUGCAUGUAAAAAUACCUUGCUGCUUUUUUGGUAGUUGUCUGGUGGCAGGACAGGUGAUUUUCUCUGGACUUCACACGUUAGUCCCCUAAUAUCCAUAGUUUAAAAUAUGCCAAAGUGUUGUUUAACAAAUACAGUGAAACCUCUCAAAACCAGACCACCUCAAAACCAGACGUUUUUAUAACCUCUCUAAACUGGAUACCUCUCAAAACCAGACGUUCUCUAAACUGGAUACCUCUCAAAACCAGACGUUUUUCACACCUCUCUAAACUGGAUACCUCUCAAAACCAGACUAUAAACUUGUUACUGUGAUUCUCCGGUUUUGAGGGUUUCCCUGUAUUCCUUUUCCUGUCACUGAGAUUAUUGUAUUGGUAUUCAUAGUAUGAAACAUUGUAGUCAGGUGAAAUUCACUGGAUUAAUUUGUAUUUAUUCAAAUGAUUACAUUUGUUAAAAGUAAUAUCAAUCACUGGCAGCAUCUACUUUAGAUUUCGUGUAACUGCACAAAUUCUGCAUGCGAAACGAUGGAUACCAUUUUAUUUAUGUUUAUGUAUUACAAUGUAUAUUGGAUGCGGGUAAUUUAUUUUUCUGUGGUAUACUUUCAUGUUUAAAACUGUCGUCAUGUAAUUAAUUAUAUUAUCAAGUUUUAUGUACAAAACAAUUUUUAUUUUAAAAUAUACUUGUACAUAGUCACCAUUGUUAAAAUUAUGGAAGACAGAAUAUGAAAUUGAUAUAAAUCUUGAAAAAUUAGCAUUGGACCCACAAUCAAACAAACAAGGUUCAAAUCCCUUCAGAGGCUAGUUCAUACCUUUAUAUUUAUCUAAUUAUAAGCCUGUCAUUCUCAUAAUUUUAAUUUCUCAUUAUUCAUAUACCAUUGUUUGCUACUCAAUAGCUGGUUGUGUUGGAAUGUUUGUCACUGAAUGAAUGAAUGAAUGAAUGAAUGUUUUAGAACACCCCAGCAUCAAAACGAUACAUCAGCUAUUGGAUGUCAAGCAAGAGUAAAUAUAUGAAUAUAAAAAAAGUGCAAACUCUUGCACAAAAAGUAAAAAUAUCAAGGUAGGUAAAAUUAAGAUUAGAAUAAAAUUCAGGAUCUUUGAGAAAUUUCAUAAUUUUAAUUUCUCAUUAUUCAUGUACCAUUGUUUGAUGCCCAAUAGCUGCUUAUGAUCGAAUGUUAGUUGAGGGAAGUCAUUGAAUAAAUGAAUGAAUGUUUGAUGCCCAAUAGCUGCUUAUGAUUUAAUGUUAGUUGAGGGAAGUCAUUGAAUGAAUGAAUGAAUGUUUGAUGCCCAAUAGCUGCUUAUGAUUUAAUGUUAGUUGAGGGAAGUCAUUGAAUGAAUGAAUGAAUGAAUGUUUGAUGCCCAAUAGCUGCUUAUGAUCGAAUGAUUGAAUGAAUGAAUGAAUGUUUGAUGCCCAAUAGCUGCUUAUGAUCGAAUGUUAGUUGAGGGAAGUCAUUGAAUGAAUGAAUGUUUGAUGCCCAAUAGCUGCUUAUGAUUUAAUGUUAGUUGAGGGAAGUCAUUCAAUGAAUGAAUGAAUGAAUGUUUGAUGCCCAAUAGCUGCUUAUGAUCGAAUGAUUGAAUGAAUGAAUGUUUGAUGCCCAAUAGCUGCUUAUGAUCGAAUGUUAGUUGAGGGAAGUCAUUCAAUGAAUGAAUGUUUUAGGACACCCCAGCAGCACAAAAAGCAACCCAAAGUUAUUAGAUGGAUGUCCAGCAAGGGUAAAUAUAUGAAUAUAAAAAGCAACCCAAAGCUAUUAGAUGGAUGUCCAGCAAGGGUAAAUAUAUGAAUAUAAACAGCAACCCAAAGCUAUUAGAUGGAUGUCCAGCACGGGUAAAUAUAUGAAUAUAAACAGCAACCCAAAGCUAUUAGAUGGAUGUCCAGCAAGGGUAAAUAUAUGAAUAUAAACAGCAACCCAAAGCUAUUAGAUGGAUGUCCAGCACGGGUAAAUAUAUGAAUAUAAACAGCAACCCAAAGCUAUUACAUGGAUGUCCAGCAAGGGUAAAUAUAUGAAUAUAAAAAGCAACCCAAAGCUAUUAGAUGGAUGUCCAGCAAGGGUAAAUAUAUGAAUAUAAACAGCAACCCAAAGCUAUUAGAUGGAUGUCCAGCAAGGGUAAAUAUAUGAAUAUAAACAGCAACCCAAAGCUAUUAGAUGGAUGUCCAGCAAGGGUAAAUAUAUGAAUAUAAAAACCUGUUUUUCACAGGUAGGUAAAAUUAAGAUUUAGAAUAAAAUUCAGUAUCUUUCAGAAAUUUCAUUUGCUUAAGAUGAUUACACUUCACCCACUUGUGUACUGAUUGUGCUCACACUGAGCAUUAAUUAUACACUGAAACUGAUUAAUUCCUAAUUAAUUUAUCAUAGACAUUGCAUAUAAAUAUUUUGUCAUAAUGUGUCAUUAACAAAACUUUUUUUUAUGUUAAACUGAUUAUAAAUCAUUCAGUUUUAUGGAUAUAUAUGUAUUAUUAUUGUAUUUAUAUACUGAAUGGUACAAGAGACAAGAAUCUUAAAUGUUUUGCUAAGUUGGCAACAUCUUUAUGCAAUGGUGUUAGGGACGUCAAAAAUCUAAUAUACUGAUGGAUAUAAAAAGACCGUUGAACCACAGCAAUUAAGACAAUGUCUAUAUUACAUUAAAAAUUUUUUAAUAUAAUCCAUAGCGAAAAAAGUGCCAUGGAGAAUUAAAAACUCCAUGCCAACUGCAGAGGUUGCACCAUCAUCUAUUGUUUGUUUUAAACGUGUGUGUACUGUAUAUACACACACACACAUGUACAUAAAUACAUACAUACAUGAUAGAUCAUACAUUUUUUAUUAAACCUGGACAUAUAUAUAUUGUAAUACUUUAUAGAUGUUUAUAAAUACUUGCCUUUAACAUUUAUGGAGUUUCUCACUUUGCAUGGAUUUUAUUUAAUGUCUUUGUUUGAAAAAAAAAGACAAGUUAAUAGGAAAUUGUUUUAUUUAUAUUAAUGUUAUCUUCCAUUUUUAAAAGUAAUUUAUGAUCUUUUGUGUCAUAUUUGCUUAACAAUUCACAGACAUAUGCAGUUGUUUCCUUCAUUGUGAUUGGUUGGGAGAUUUUGCAGAUGCAUGCUUCCAGUGUACAUACUAAGACUAAUAGUUUCUGGCACUCGUCCUUUUGUACAUACUGCCUUCUCUACAGAAUGAUGUAAUCAACGAGUAACAAUGACCAUACACAACAAGACCAGUUAACCAAUAAAAAGGCACAUUACUCUGUGUGAAUGUGUACUA
Gigantopelta aegis is the source of this 7467-nucleotide messenger RNA. RefSeq lists its product as uncharacterized. Gene Ontology annotation, molecular function: protein serine/threonine kinase activity; ATP binding. The record is from RefSeq and is a predicted model, not a curated record. The transcript is spliced from 15 exons. Gene Ontology annotation, biological process: peptidyl-threonine phosphorylation; peptidyl-serine phosphorylation. The coding region runs from base 299 to 3607 and encodes 1102 amino acids. NCBI's taxonomy places the organism in Eukaryota, Metazoa, Mollusca, Gastropoda, Neomphalida, Peltospiridae.